Molecule: messenger RNA, 591 nt
Organism: Cokeromyces recurvatus
Lineage: Eukaryota; Fungi; Mucoromycota; Mucoromycetes; Mucorales; Mucoraceae
Exons: 2
Coding region: 1-591 (196 amino acids)
Source: RefSeq, a predicted model, not a curated record
AUGCAGUCUAUGCGUAGACCGAUAAAAGCUACUUUAGACAGUAAAAGUCGCUGGCAUGAAAAAUUCAAACGUGAAUGUGCAAAUCAAGUAAAAUUAGCAAGACAAGAAAAAUUGACAAGAUUAGAAAAGAUCAGGUUUGUUGAUGCAAAAAUAUUAAAAGACGAAUGGAUAAGAUUCAAGCAGGAAAAUGAGCAAUCGAUGAGAGAAGAAGGGAUUGUCGAUAUAGACAGCUUAAUUGAAGAGAGCAUACGAGAAUAUGAAGAAAAUGAAGCUUAUUUUCAACAAGAGCAAGAAGAGCUGGAAAAUACAUUGGCCUCUUAUGAAGCUUCAAGAAACACAACGAUAUGUGUCAACUGUCAAAAGUCAUCUUUAGUGCCUGAUGCACGAACAAUCGGACAAAACCCAAUUGCCAGUUGCCCAAAUUGCGGAUUUUAUGUAACUGAGUCCUGUCUUUAUGAUAUCCUGACUGCUACUUCAGUACAUUCUUCUAAUUGUACUGGAAUGAUAUCCUAUUCUCUUGAGGCUGGCACUGAUAAUACUAUCAUCGGUGUUUGUAAUAUAUGUGAUCUUUGGAAUUUGUUUUAUAUGUAA